This is a messenger RNA of Leptomonas pyrrhocoris, 3553 nucleotides long. RefSeq lists its product as hypothetical. The transcript has a single exon. Lineage: Eukaryota; Euglenozoa; Kinetoplastea; Trypanosomatida; Trypanosomatidae. The record is from RefSeq and is a predicted model, not a curated record. Bases 35 to 3553 code for a protein of 1172 amino acids.
AGAACCGCGUCUGGUCCUCGUACCGGCUACUACCAUGACAACGGUGCAACGUGCCACGCACGCUGGCCAUCCUGCACCGGGCGCCACGCUCACCGCUGCACAGCGAGCCCUGCAGCAGGAUCGCAACUCACUGCCGUCCGACAACGUAGGCGGCAUGCCCGCAGGUAUUGCCGCUGCUGCCGGUAUGACGACGGGCGAAGACGACGAGGGCGGCAAGGAGCUACUCGCCGUCUCCCUCUCUCAGCUUCAGACCCCGCCGGCCAUCGGCUUAGCAGCCUCGCAGCAGACUUCCCAGCCGCCGCAGCAGCAGCAGUUGACGCCGAAGGUGCCGUCGUCGCGGAACAGCGCCGCGGGUGGCAUGCGAAGGGAGUGGAAGUUCGCCCUGCAGUUCGUGCACGUCGCCGGCCAGCUGCUCGUCUCCUGCUCGCCGCAGUGGGAGUACGACUUCAUCGACAUCGACCGCACCGCGUACGGGCUGGCGCAGCGCACCGUGGUGCCGUCCUCGACGGAUGCCACGCCGAUGCUGGCCGUGUUGGCGUACACGGACUACACCGCCGUCGUGCAGCCGGCCCCACCGACCAGCGCGAUCAACUCGCCCGGUGCAGUGGCCUUGCAUCAACACAGCGGCAACGGCAGCGGAGGAGUGGGUGCUGCCGCUGCUGCUGCCGCGGCGGCGGCGUACGAGGAACUCCUGUCGACUGCGAGUGCGGUCGGCGGCUCUGGCGACGCUGCCGCCGCUGCCGGCGGUGGUGGUGGGGACUGGUGGGUGGAGAAGUCAAAGCAGGUGCAGCUCUUCUACUGCCACCCCGCACCGGCGAUGACCCUGGAGCAGUUCUGCAAGCUCUGCGUGAAAUUUGUUCUCCGUGACCCGCACGUGGUGAGCGUGGAUGGGGAUACCCGGCUGGCGCACCUGCACGUUGGGGACAAGCUGCGGUGCCCGCACAUGCUCGGCGGGACGCACCGAUCCUUUCACAUGCGCUACACCCUGCACGACCGCUCCGAGCUGCAAGAGAGCUACGUCUACGCGAUCGGGGCGUUGGUCGGGCAGCGGGGCUACCUCCUCCGUGCCCAGUGCACCAGCGCUGACGAGCUGGAAGGCUACGUGCACUCCGUGCUGCUGCCGACCUACACCACGGCCGGCCGCUCCCACUUCGGGGUGGACGUGACGUACCACAACACCUCCCCGACCACCCUCCUCACCGAUCAGCAAGAGGCCUUCGGAGAGCUGCAGUACGUCGAUCACAAGGCGGCGGUGGUCUUUGUGACGCCCGUGUACCCGAUGAAGAUCCUGCCGGACUACUCCCCCGCAAAGACGGUCGGGGUUGGGUCGAUUACCUGCAUGACGCUGCAACUCAGUGUGCACGAGCGGCUGCUCGACGACGCCGUCGCGGCGGAGAUCAUCGGCGUCGCCAAGUACAAGGUGAACCCGGUUGUGUUGUGUGUAGAGGUGGAGGAAGUGUCUCGCAUGGGCUACCCGAAGGUGAUGUCGACAGAGCAGUACAGCGAGCUGAAGGCGAAGCGGGUGGCGGAUGUGUUCCCCGAUGCGAAGAUGGUGGGGCUCCCAACGAGCCUGUACAUGGGAAACCGCACCGGCCGGUCCCGCACCAUGACCUUCACCUACGAGCCGCUGCGGUGUGCGGUGAAGGCGCUCGUGACCUCGACCCUUGUCGGCAACUUCGGGGUCACGGCCUUCUACCUGACAAAGCUGAGCGGCGGCCUCUUCGACUCGCACCUCUACGUCUUUCAGCAGCUCCUUAGUGGGAUGGAGUUCCUGCCGCAGAACAGCUUUGCCAAAAACACACGGGUGAGCCGGUAUCAGGCGCAGAACAUCCGACUGGGUGAAGAGGACCUCCUCCGGGCCUACCGGUGCGCGAACAGCAACUUCUACUACAACGCCACGCAGGUGCACCGCAGCAGCAACGGCGGCGCCGCGGCGAAGAGGGACGGCGGAGGCCACGGCUCGAGCCCCAUCGCCACGGCCGAGGUGAGCGGCGGCGGUGGCGGCAUCGGUGGCAGCCUCGACUUCUUUCCUCCGCUGCCGCCGCACCCCGCGUCCUUCACGGUGAGCGACCCGGCGGCGGUGCACGCGGCACGAGAGCGACACCAGCACAUGCUGGCGCUUGGCAACGACGGACGAGUGGAGGACGGCGUCGAGGCCGUCGUGCCGGCCGACGAGGGCGGUGUGCCGACGCCGCAUGCACUCCAGGGUGCCGCCAGCGGACAGGCGAAGAGGCGCCGUGCCGAUCGCCGGACGACAGCGCCGGUGGAUGCGGCGGGUGCGACUCGGCCAUCGAGUGCCUCGCUGUUCUCCAGCUCCCCCUCAAUGCUGACGGCGGCGUCGAUGACCAGCGGAGACGUCUCAGCAGCGGCGGCGGCCGACCACCGACGCAGCACGCGUCCCCGUAACGGCGGUCUGGGCGAAGGAGAUGGGAACAACCUCUACUACCCUGCGACGGCGACGACGACGAUGCUGAUGAGCGUGGAGGCUGGCUCGAUGCACAGCGGCUCGCGCAUCAGCGUUGAGGACCUCUCCCAUUUAAUCGGCAGCCUGUCCGACAGCCGCGAUGAGACGACCAGCAACGACGAGGAAGAUGAGGAGGACGAGGAGGGCGGCAUCGGGUACAUGGAGAACGAGCGAGCGCCCUCCAUCACCAGUCAGGACGACGCCGCUGGACGGGAGGCGGCGGCGAUUGCACGGGCUCCCUCGUCGUCCUCCCUACACCGCCACGGCUCGCAGCGCUCACCGACCGGCAGUCGCCCGACGAGUUCGAAGCGACGCAAGCACGGCGGGCAGCACUGCUCCCUCGACGCAGCACCCUUCUCGCCAUCGUCAUCCUCCUCCGCGGCGGCCGAGGCUGGGGAGAAGGCCGCGACGGAGUUGGACACCGCUGCUGCGGCGAAGCCCCCCGACACGACGACGUCUGCCGGUGCUGUUGCUGAUACCGCUCUUGCUGAUACGGCGGCGACCGGUGCUGAUGCGGUGGCUCUCUCGAAUGCAAAUGAGGAAGCUCUCCAGCAGCAAGCACUGUACGAGCAGCUUAUCGGCAAAGGCGACCCGCUCGUGCUGCAGACGCUGCGUGAGGGGGAGGGCUGCACGCCGUACGGGCCGUCUCUGCGCGACGUCUACGCCCGCUGCUGCGAGGCCCAGCAGUGCCGUCCCAACAGCUACCUCAUGCAGAAGCUGCCCGCGCAGCCGACGCUGACCUACUCGGUGGAGGAGCUCGACCUUAGCUCGAACUACGUGGGCCACAACGGGUUUGUGGCCGUCCUGCACCUCCUCGAGCACCUGCCACGGCUGCGUGCUGUCUACUUCAACAACAUGACCCUCGACAACGUCGACGUGGAGAGUCUGUGCUACGUCCUGGCGACUAACGCGACGGUGCGGGCGGUGCACCUGGAGAACAACACCGGCAUCUCGCUGCCCGCCAUGCGGCACUUUACGGCGCUGCUACGGGUGAACCGACACAUUGAGGUGCUGUCGCUGGACGGAACGCGGCUGAGCCCCACGUUGGUGGCAUCGCUGAAGGCGGAGGCGAGUCGUGCGCGCGACUAA